This is a messenger RNA of Paramecium sonneborni, 187 nucleotides long. The record is from the annotation of a GenBank genome assembly. Lineage: Eukaryota; Ciliophora; Oligohymenophorea; Peniculida; Parameciidae.
AUGUAACCACUAUGUGAUCCAACAUAGGAUAGAGUGGAUAAACAAGUUCCAUUACCUCCCCAUCGUCAUUUAGAUCCUUAUUUAAUGUUCCCUACUAAGAAUCUAGACAUGAGAUAUUUAUAAUAAAAGGCAAACCUGAUUGGAAGUUCAUCAAAGAGCAUUUUGAAAAGGAAGUAAUCAAAUUGAU